AUGUUGAAAUUCCAAGUGAUUUUGGCAUUUGUAAUGCUAGUAGUUACCAGCAUUGCUGCUCAAAACUGUGAGGUCUGCCAGACAAGCAAUGCCGUCUAUUGCAUUAAUCAGACCAGUUAUCAAUUCUGUAUGGGGGACAAUACCGUUGGAGCCGUACAGACCUGUGACGAAGGAUUCGUAUGCAGCAACACCGAUGAUGUGUGCGUGGCGAGCGAUACUGUGGACAACACUAACAUUCUGGAUGUCUGCGGAAAUCCCUCCGAUGGCCAGUGUCGGAGCUGUGCCAACACUAGAUACACCUGUGUAAGCCGCACCCAAUUCGCACGCUGUGUGGGCGGAGCCAUUGGUGUUGUAACCGAUUGUGCCGAUGAUGAGAUUUGUAUAUUGGACUCCUAUAGCACUUUUGGGAAAAUAUGUGUGCCCAAUUGCGCCGCCGACUUUGUGGAAUUCACUGCCACUUGCCAAAAUGACGCUUAUGUACCGGAGACAACAACAACAACCACCUUGGAACCACCGACCACACCGUCAGCGUCGGACCGUCAAACAGCUUGCGAAACGGCGGCAACUAGCAAUACUGCCAUCUUUUUCUAUACCAGAUACCAGGCCGAUGUUCAAUGCAAAACCUACCUGUACUGCGAGAGACUCAAUGAUAACACUUGGAGAACCUUAACCUUGACCUGCCCCAAUGCCACGCCCUUCUUCAGCUCCACUUCGGGUAAUUGCGUGGCCACAAGGCCGCAGGAUUGCGACACCACUACCACCUCUACCACGACCACAACCACAACUACAACCACAACAGUAGCUCCACCAGCUCCAGCUGUAUAA
This is a messenger RNA of Scaptodrosophila lebanonensis, 825 nucleotides long. RefSeq names its product salivary glue protein Sgs-3-like. Gene Ontology annotation, molecular function: chitin binding. NCBI's taxonomy places the organism in Eukaryota, Metazoa, Arthropoda, Insecta, Diptera, Drosophilidae. The coding region runs from base 1 to 825 and encodes 274 amino acids. The record is from RefSeq and is a predicted model, not a curated record. The transcript is spliced from 3 exons. Gene Ontology annotation, cellular component: extracellular region.